Messenger RNA from Poecilia latipinna (sailfin molly), 1366 nucleotides. It is a transcript of the gene clrn1, whose product is annotated as clarin 1. Gene Ontology annotation, biological process: sensory perception of sound; equilibrioception. NCBI's taxonomy places the organism in Eukaryota, Metazoa, Chordata, Actinopteri, Cyprinodontiformes, Poeciliidae. Bases 555 to 1253 code for a protein of 232 amino acids. The transcript is spliced from 3 exons. The record is from RefSeq and is a predicted model, not a curated record.
UAUAGGAUGAUAUUGACAAUGAGAUAAAAUAAUCUAAAUCUCUUCAAACCGCAAACAGCCGUUAAAUACAGAAAACAAAUGUUCUGGCGCCCCCUCUCGGCGCCCCCAUGUAUCGCAUAUCGUUAAUACUCACUUUUUGCGCCACUGGUUACAGUUCCCUUCAUCAUCAUCAUCAUCACCAUCAUAAAAGGUUCACUAAUCGGAACCAGAUUCCUGAAGGCUCCAUACAACCAGCGGUCCAAAGUUCGGUUCUGAUGAGGCUGAAAGAGCGGAAGUCCGUAUAAGGUCAGGACCGGGACAGUGAGCCAUCUGUCAGACUUUACGGGACAGCUCUGACCCCUCCGCCGCUCCGGAGGUAAUUGGACCCGCUGUUGCCAUGGUGACGGCGGAGAGGAGGUGUCAUCCGAUCUGGUCCAGUUAAAGUUCUGAUGGACUACCGGUUCUGUCGGGAUAGUCCUGGGUGCUGUUGGUCCCUGCGGUUCAGUUCGGGUUGAUGGAGUCCCCCCCACCCUGAUCUGGACUCCUCCUCUUCCUCCUCUUCCUCCGCCAUCACCAUGCCGAACCGACAGAAGCAGGUUCUGUUCUGCUCCGCGGGCCUCCUGAGCCUCUGCUGCGCCCUCUCGGCUGCCGUCGUCACCGGGCUGCCCUACUGGCUCCGCGGGGUCGUGCUCUGCCGAACCGGAGCCGAGCUCGUCAACGCCACCGGAGCCGAACUGGACCAGUUUCUGGGGGAGCUGAGCUACGGGCUGUUCCACGGGGAGAGGGUGAAGCAGUGCGGCCUGGGGGGCAGACCGUCCCGGUUCUCAUUCUUCCCAGACCUGCUGGGUGGGAUCCCGGUCGGCCUCCACGUCACCAUCAUCUUCCUCUGCAGCGUCGUGGUCCUCUUCUCCUCCGUGGCCUCCGGCUUCUUCUUCUUCAACGCCUUCGGCCGGCCCUACGAGACGCUGCAAGGCCCCAUGGGACUUUACCUGUGGACCUGCGUCUGCUGUGCGACCAGCUGCCUGGUUCUGAUCCUGUUUGCCUCUGAGGUGAAGAUCCACCGCCUCUCUGAGCUCAUCUCCAACUUCAGGGAGGAGAACUUUGUUUUCCAGACGCACUCGGAGCGCUACGACCGCUGCUUCUGGAUCUUCUUCCUCAUCCUCAUCCUCCACGGACUCAACCUGGUUCUGAUCCGGCUCACAGGGAUCCAGUUCCCGUUCCAGGGGAAGAAAGACGUGGAGCUGAGCGGCGGCGCGGCCGACCUCAUGUACUGAUGGACUCACUGUUGACCCGGAUCAUCAUUGAUUAUUGAUCAGAACCUGAAUGAUUGGGUUGAAUCUUGAUGAUCCGACUGAUUCUUUAUAAAUUCUGUUUAUAACGUUUUUUA